UGAAAACCGACCAAACUCGGAUUGUGAUUUGUUCGUUGAAAAUAGAUAUUUCUCGAAGUACGUUGAUAUUAUACUUAAAACUUAAUCCAAAGUGUAGUGUGUUACCAAUUUUAUAUUUUGUGUACAAUUUAAUAAAAAAUGUCCCACACAAUUUUACUGGUACAACCGGGACCAAGGCCUGAGACGAGAACAUACUCGGACUAUGAGAGCGUCAACGACUGUAUGGAAGGCGUCUGUAAGAUCUAUGAAGAACAUUUGAAGAGAAGAAAUCCUAAUACGCCGACUAUAACGUAUGACAUAUCUCAGUUGUUUGACUUCGUCGAUCAGCUCGCAGAUCUCAGCUGUCUGGUUUAUCAAAAAUCAACGAACACAUACGCACCGUAUAACAAGGAUUGGAUAAAGGAAAAGAUAUAUGUACUUCUACGUCAAGCGGCCGGUCAGAGCGACUGAAUUGUAACAUAGUAAUUAUACAUUUGGUACCGUACUAAUUCUUGUAAAUAAAAACCUUUGAAAUGAUUGAGAGCACAUUGAAUAAAGAUUUUUCUUAAUUACCUUAUUUGUGGAAGGAGUGGUAGGUUUUGACAUGGUAAUGUACCAUCUGAAAUAGCAAUAAAUAUGUAUUAAUUAAAGUUAAGAUGGUGAUGAACACGUUGUCCCUUUAUGUCUGUCUUGUGAUGUUGGUAUCAAUUUCAGGAUCCACGGUUGUGGAACAUUUCUUAGUAAACAUGGUCCGUAUUCUAUAACACGCGAAUAAAGGAAAUAUUGAUAAAGGGCGAAAAGUCUGAAAGUAUGGUCAGCAAAAAAAAAUGUUUUUCUGAUUUCAUUUAUUUACAAUUAGGUCCUACUUUCUGUGAAUGAUAUUGAUUUAUUCAGUAUUGUGUAAUUUAUAUUGAGUACAAACUACUUUAUUUACGAGAAAUAAUAUUAACUGAUAUGUUAUCUAACAUUUUUCCUCUAACCGUAAAGGGUGAACGAGACGCGAAUAGUGUGUGAGUGAAUCACACACUACACAUUGCCAUAUCAAUCGCCAUUUAUUAAUAUUUUCUUUAUUGACGGACUAUAUCUAAAGUGAUUUUGCUUGUUUUAUUUUUAUAAUAUUAUCAAGGUUCGUUUCCCGCCUUAAUUUGCGUCAGUUAAGAAUACAAGUGACGUUCUAUCUUAUUCUCACAGAUAAUUAAAUUAAAUACUUAAUUAUGUUUUUUAAUGUGCUUUCUAGAAUAAUUUACUGAUUUUGACGAUAAAACUUAUAAAAUUAAAUUUCUAAUACAUUUAUAUUAUUAUAAUUUGUACAAUUCGCGAACAGAACAGUUUAACUUUUUUAACACUAAUGAAACUUUUUGACAGAAUUAAUUUUAAAAUAUUAAUAAUGUAAAUAUACUUAUUGAAGUUCGCUUUACUUAGCAUUGAUUUAAGUUCAGAGUGUUUGUAUUGCUGUAUUAUUUUUGUAAAGCGUAUCUGAGGUGUAUAUACACACAGUUGAAGAACUUUAUUAGUUAUAUAUACAAAUAUAUAUAAACUAACUAACUUUGAUGAUACAUCUUGUUUCAGAGAAGGUUUUAAGUACAUAUGUGUGCGGAUGAUCGAAAUCAUACUGUUCUUUAUUCAAGUAAGCUCAUAAAAGCUCUUUUGAACCGUCCUGUUACAUUGUUGAAUUAAAUAUAAAGCUACUACUGGUUCGGAAAGAAACUCAGUAGUUGCUCUCUUCCAGCUUUCUUUGAUCUUGCUUGUUUUAUAAAUUUUGUUAACUUUUGUACAAAUUAUAAUUAUAUACUUGUACUAAUAUAAAUAGAUACUUAUGAACACCUUUGUUAUGUUACAAAAAUUAUGUAAAAAUGUCUAAAAGAAUUUUAAUGUAUUGAAAUUAUUUUGGUUGAAAGCUUAUGUUCCUCAAACACAAUGAAUCUUUAACGUUAUUUUUUUCUGCCUCGUAAUUCAUAAACCUUUGUAUUUUUUUUUAUUUGUGCGUAAAUAUACGGAACCCAAGCUAUCAGUGUAACGACACGCUUCACGUGUGCACCUGUGUGUGUGAGAUCGUUUUGUAUUUAACCGCUUCUAAUUUGAGAAUAUCAAUGAUUAUUUUUCGUUGCGUUCGAAUAUGACCUUGGAAUUGUUCUCAAAUUGCGAUUAAAGUUUUCAUAAUCUAACCGAAUAUUGCUAUGAAGAGAAUCUUAUCUCAUUAUAUUCGGAGACAUUGUAAAUAUAAACUUAACGACGGCCUUCGGAAUGUUCUGAAGACGUCGCUUAGUAGAGUCGAUUUCAAUGGCAGGACGACUAUAGUGACCUUGAAUUGACAUGACGUCAUCUCGAUUAAUAAAGACACUCUUUUUAUUUAAUUAUGCUUAAUUCCAACCGCAAGGAUUAAUUUCUCUAUUAGCACAACCAUUAAACUAAUAAUUGAUUAAACGUGGUAUCGUGAACAUCGGCGUUUUGAACAUGAGCUGAGUCAUCAGAACUUUAUAAGGAUAUGAGUAUUUAAGAGAUCUAUUAUAAGUAAAUAGUUGAGUUAGAGAAUCGCAUGCAAUAUGUCAAUCAAAAGUUUGUUAACCUUUAGUCCUUCUGCCAUUGAAUUGCUAUUAAAGUCGACCAUAAAGCGAUGUUUAAAUAGACUUACGAAGUCGAAGCGUAUAAUCGAUCGAUCAACAGACGCGCCGCGUGUCUGUCCACUGUAUCGGGUUAGAGAAAUGUCCCAGAGAAAUAUCGUAAUCAACCUUUAUUUUAUAAAUAAAGUUUAUGCUGAAUUAUCGUUCAGAGCUACUUGGUGUAGCUGUUUUUUGUUUUAUUUAAGUACAGUAACGUAAGUGUGAAUUCGUUAAGCGAAGUUCAGUUUGUUAAUUUUAGUUGUAAGUUAUGAUUAAAGAUACAUUCUUGGAGUA
Vanessa atalanta (red admiral) is the source of this 2873-nucleotide messenger RNA. RefSeq names its product enhancer of rudimentary homolog (gene e(r)). The record is from RefSeq and is a predicted model, not a curated record. The coding region runs from base 139 to 450 and encodes 103 amino acids. The transcript is spliced from 3 exons. Lineage: Eukaryota; Metazoa; Arthropoda; Insecta; Lepidoptera; Nymphalidae.